AUGUUUGGGCGGGUGAUACAAGCGCAGCUGCGCACACCGAAAGGGGAUAUCACCGUGGCCGCCAAGACUGUCCGUUCGGAAGAUUCACAGACCUACCGAGACUUUUACCGAGAAGCCGCCAUCCUAAUUGUCGUACAUGAAGAGAAAGACCACGAUGUUCGAAAUUCAAACAUUGUCCAACUCAUAGGGAUGAUCACCACGUCUAAAGAAAAGUAUAUUCUUCUGGAGUAUUCACCAACAGGAGACCCUUUGUGGGUCCUUCGGCAGUUUAGAGAGGGUGAUGGGGACGACCAGGCUGACCUUCUUGAUCGUUUUCUACGAUACGCAGUGCACGUGACACGGGCGCUAGGAGAACUGGAACGUCUGCGCAUCGUACAUCGUGACGUGGCCGCUCGGAACGUCCUGAUCACGGUGGACGAUGUGGCCAAGCUAGCCGACUUCGGGCUGGCACGAGACGUGUACACCACCGCUGAUUACGUCUCUACGACUCAAGACGGAUGUCACAAACUCCUUCCGCUGAAGUGGAUGGCGCUGGAGUCCAUCGAGACCGGCGAGUACACCUGUCAGAGUGACGCCUGGUCCUUCGGCGUGCUGCUGUGGGAGAUCGCCACGCUGGGGAAAGAUCCGUGCUAUGAUGGCAGAAUUCAGCUGAGCUUUCUACAGAUGGUGGGGAUUUUGAGGCAAGGCAUACGGAUGGAGAGGCCACCGGGAUGUCCAGAGGACCUGUACCGACUGAUGAGGUCGUGUUGGCGCGAGGUUCCAGCUACAAGGCCGACUCCAGAAGGGAUAGAAAAGAGGCUGUUACAACUGCUCCCACAUUAUGUUAUUGAAAUGGAGACUGCCCUUUAG
This is a messenger RNA of Branchiostoma floridae (Florida lancelet), 849 nucleotides long. RefSeq names its product tyrosine-protein kinase receptor Tie-1-like. The record is from RefSeq and is a predicted model, not a curated record. The transcript has a single exon. Gene Ontology annotation, molecular function: ATP binding; transmembrane receptor protein tyrosine kinase activity. The coding region runs from base 1 to 849 and encodes 282 amino acids. Gene Ontology annotation, cellular component: signaling receptor complex. NCBI's taxonomy places the organism in Eukaryota, Metazoa, Chordata, Leptocardii, Amphioxiformes, Branchiostomatidae. Gene Ontology annotation, biological process: multicellular organism development; positive regulation of kinase activity; cell surface receptor protein tyrosine kinase signaling pathway.